Geodia barretti is the source of this 249-nucleotide messenger RNA. NCBI's taxonomy places the organism in Eukaryota, Metazoa, Porifera, Demospongiae, Tetractinellida, Geodiidae. The record is from the annotation of a GenBank genome assembly.
AUGGAGCUCACACAUUCAGGUACCACUAGGAGCCCUCGACCUGGAGAGACACCUGGAGUGGACUAUAACUUCAUCUUCAAAGAGACCUUCCUGGAGAUGGAUAAAAAGGGAGAGUUCUUGGAGGUCAGGACAGAUCAGGGGGGUUUCUAUGGAACCCCAAAACCCCAGCAAACCCUGGGCCCCAGUGGCCCCUCCUCCAGGUUAGAGGUCUCGGUGUGGACGUGGGUACAGCAGGACUCCCCACAGUGA